CAGGACAGGUCCCGCCCCGGGGCCCGCAGCUGAGACCUUGUUCAUGGGUUUUCUUUUCUUUCUGUCGUGCCCAAGGACGCAAAUGACUGCGGGGAAGGCAAGCCAGCGGCCCUAGCAGCUGCAUGUCGUGGGAGCGGUCGCACACCCUAGCUAACCCCAGCUCAGCUUGGCCAUGAACAGAAAAGAGAGCAAGAGGAAAUCGCGGGUGGAAUGUCCCGGCCCCGCCAGCCCCAGCCCCGGCAAGAUCCGCUCUCGGCAGAGCCGGCGUCGAAUGACCUGCCCCACCCCCAGGGAGAUCAACACGGUCAUGGCCAGCCUGGCACUGGGGGAGCUCACCAAGACCUGCAGCCUGGAGCAGCUCAUCGAGAAGUGUCUCAACUCCUUCGACCUGGACGGGAGCCUGUGCCGCAGCGACUACAUGGUGAACAUGACCCUGACCGUGCACAGCUGGGUGGUGCCCUCGGCUGACCUCGCCCGCUGCCUCCUGGCGCUCUACCGGGAGGCGUCUGGGGAGGAUCAGAUGGAAAGACGCCAACGGAUCUGCAACUUCGUCAGGUACUGGACCACGCAUCACCCUGAGGCCUUUCGCCUGGAGCCCCAGCUGGAGGAGACCAUGGGCGAGCUCUGGCUGGCCGUGCAGGCCAAGGCCCAUGGGCAGUGCCAGCCAGCCAACAUGACCCAUGUCUGGACCCGCAAGGUCAGCUACCAGAGCAGCCCCAGCUGCAGCAAGAAACGGAAAGUGUCUCUGCUCUUCGACCACCUGGACGCAGCGGAGUUGGCUGAGCACCUCAGCUACCUGGAGUUCAAAGCCUUCUGCCGCAUCUCGUACGUGGAUUACAGGAGCUACGUGCUGCAGGGCUCCGUGCGGGAAAACCUGGCCCUGGAACGCUCCGUGGCCCUUUGCAACAGCAUCUCCCAGUGGGUGCAGGUCAUGAUCCUCAACCGGCCCACGCCACAGCAGCGAGCCGAGGUCUUCACCAAAUUCAUCCGCGUCACACAGAAGCUGCGUCAGCUGCAGAACUUCAAUACGCUGAUGGCAGUGCUGGGCGGCCUGUGCCACAGCACGAUCUCCCGCCUCAAGGACACCCACGCCCUGCUGCCACAGGAGGUCACCAAGACGCUGGCGGAGAUGACCGAGCUGCUCUCCUCCUGCUGCAACUACAGCACCUACCGGCGAGCCUAUGGCGAGUGCAGCGGGUUCAAGAUCCCCAUCGUGGGGGUGCACCUCAAGGACCUGGUGUCCCUGCACGAGGCCCUGCCCGACCGCCUGGGAGGGCAGCUGAACCUCAGCAAGCUGCAGGGCCUUUACCAGCAGGCACAGGAGCUGCAGACGCUGCAGCAGGCCACACCGCCCUUCGCCGCCAACAAGGACCUGGUGCACCUGCUUACGCUCUCCCUCGACCUGUACUACACGGACGAUGAAAUCUACGAGCUCUCCUACGCACGGGAACCCCGCUGCCCCAAGUCCCUGCCGGCCACACCCUUCAAGCCCCCCGUGGUGGUGGAGUGGGCACCAGGCGUGGCCCCGAAACCGGACCGGCUCACCAUCAGCAAACACGUCCAGCAGAUGGUGGAGUCUGUAUUUAAGAAUUACGACCACGACCAGCGCGGCUGCAUCUCCCCCGAGGACUUUGAAAAGAUUGUGGCCAGUUUCCCCUUCUCCUACUAUGGCCUGGGGAAAGACCGCAGCGAGGGACCCUACAGCCGCCAGGAGAUCACCGACUACUUCAUGCGGGCCUGCGCCAUCUUCUCCAAGCUAGGCCUCGGCUUCCUGCACGACUUCCAGGAGGCCACCUUCAAGAAACCCACCUUCUGCCACAGCUGCAACGGCUUCGUAAGUGACCCUGUUCCACAGUGCCCCCAGCAGCCAGGACAGGGGUGCCCCAAAUCCCAGACCUGCCAGAGAUCCUGCCCCUUAGCAGCCAGGACAGCGGUGCCCCAAAUCCCAGACCUGCCACAGACCCUGCCCCCCAGCAGCCAGGACAGCUGUGCCCCAAAUCCCAGGCCUGUCAGAGACCCUGCCCCACAGUGUCCCCUCGCCCAGUGGCCAGGAAAGGGGGUGCACCAACUAUUGGCUGCUCUGCGGAUCCCUCGCCCCAAGAAUCCUGCCCCACAUCUCUCCCAGGGGGCAGCAGUGGGGGAGGUUACCCUCCCCCACCCAACUCCCCCUAGUCAUCCCCUAUAUUCAUGGACACUGCCAACGUGUGUGGGGAUCCAGCCCCAGCAAUCUCCCCCAUUGCAAAAUCUCCUCCCCCCUCUACAGGGACAAUACAACUCUCCCCCUACCCCGGAAAAGGCUGCAGCUAACAGGCUCCGCUCUCUCUCCUCUAGCUCUGGGGUGUCUCCAAGCAGGGGUACAGAUGUCGGGGUAAGUGCAGCCCUGAUGGGGCGAUGUGGGGGAAGAAUGCCGGUAACAGGGCUAGGGAGGGGCAAUGGGCCCAUGGGACUAAGCAGCCCCCCACGUGUGGUGUGUGUGCCUGUCCACCUGAGCACUGCCCCCUGCUGGCUGGAGAUAGCACUGCACAGCUGUGUGUCCUGAGCCCUGCACUGCUCACUACGGAGAGGGAUUCUCCUGGCACUGCAGGGGCUGGGUUCCCCCUUGAUGGGGGGGUAAUGCCAGGCACCCCAGCU
Molecule: messenger RNA, 2631 nt
Organism: Gopherus evgoodei (Goodes thornscrub tortoise)
Lineage: Eukaryota; Metazoa; Chordata; Testudines; Testudinidae
Gene: RASGRP4
Product: RAS guanyl releasing protein 4
Exons: 13
Coding region: 173-2539 (788 amino acids)
Biological process (GO): positive regulation of GTPase activity; Ras protein signal transduction
Cellular component (GO): plasma membrane
Molecular function (GO): calcium ion binding; guanyl-nucleotide exchange factor activity
Source: RefSeq, a predicted model, not a curated record